AUGCAUGCCCAGUUGGAGGAGAUGAGAAGAGUUCAACUAAAAUACCAGAAUGCACCAGACGUUUUGGCUGGCAAGAACCUCGUGCCGCUCCCAUAUGCACUUUCAGAUCCCGGGCUCGACGCCCAAUCAGACGCGGCAUUCACCGAUACGACGAGCGAUCUCUCCGGUUUUGCGCUGUCCGGAUCAACCUCAACCUUACAGCAGGCAAACAUGAGCUUCUCUGCAAUGACUGCCGUCGCUCAGAGUGCAACGGACCCCCUGACAGACGAGAUACAGGGGAACCUCGAUAUCCAGUACUACGGCCCACUUGGGUUUGGGCAGAAAACACAACAGCUCUCAGUGACCAUGGAUACGGGCUCUGCGGACCUCUGGGUCCCUGUGAACUGCAACGAUUCCACGAACCCGCAAUACAAACCUGCUACAAGUUCGACAUACAAGAAUACCGGGAAUCCGUUCCAAGUGAAUUACGGCAUGGGCCAUGUGCAAGGCACUCUUGCAUACGAUACGAUCACUGUAGGUGGUUUGAAGGUCAACAAGCAAUAUUUCGGUGCUGUCACUCAGGUGUCGAGUGACUUCAACGACGACCCGAUCUCCGGCCUUCUCGGGCUCGGUUUCAGCUCCAUUGCGAUGUCAGGGAAGCCAACGUUCUUCGAGAACAUGAUCAUACAGAAAAAAGUUUGCGCACCAUUCUUCUCUGUACAUUUGACGAGAGGCAAGGCGAGCGGGUCGAAGAUAACCUUCGGUGAUUACGACAUAUCCAAGGCGGUGGGACCUUUGACUUGGGUCCCAAUUAUUUCCAAGACGUACUGGACAGUGCAUUUCGACGGAGCUCUUGUUGAUGGGAACUACGUAUCCGGUGACCUCGAUGCGGCGAUUGACACAGGCACUACCUUGAUAUACGUCCCGCAGGCGUUUGCAUCCUCGAUCUACGCCAAUCCGGGGCUGGCCCCUGCAGUGAACUAUGGCUCCAGUUUCUUCUCGUUUCCAUGCGACUCCAACCCCACGGUUUCAUUCUCGCUUGGCGGGCACGACUUCGGACUCAGUAUGCAGGACUUUAAUCUCGGACGAGAUGCGGACGGGUCUGGAAACUGCAUCGGUGGGAUCGUCGGCCUGGGCGAUAAAUUCAUAGAAAACUUUGCCAUCAUCGGGGAUGAGUUUUUGAAAUCAUGGUACUCGGUGUAUGACUACUCGCACGGGGCGCGGGUGGGUUUCGCGCCGAGCAUUAAUAAUGCGCAGUAG
This is a messenger RNA of Suillus paluster, 1239 nucleotides long. Its product is annotated as acid protease. The transcript is spliced from 9 exons. The record is from RefSeq and is a predicted model, not a curated record. Gene Ontology annotation, biological process: proteolysis. Gene Ontology annotation, molecular function: aspartic-type endopeptidase activity. Bases 1 to 1239 code for a protein of 412 amino acids. Lineage: Eukaryota; Fungi; Basidiomycota; Agaricomycetes; Boletales; Suillaceae.